This is a messenger RNA of Corythoichthys intestinalis (scribbled pipefish), 1275 nucleotides long. It is a transcript of the gene pinx1, whose product is annotated as PIN2 (TERF1) interacting telomerase inhibitor 1. The coding region runs from base 126 to 1031 and encodes 301 amino acids. Gene Ontology annotation, molecular function: nucleic acid binding; telomerase inhibitor activity. NCBI's taxonomy places the organism in Eukaryota, Metazoa, Chordata, Actinopteri, Syngnathiformes, Syngnathidae. The transcript is spliced from 7 exons. The record is from RefSeq and is a predicted model, not a curated record. Gene Ontology annotation, cellular component: nucleolus.
CGCGUAUUAGCUCACAGCCCGCCUCCGAAAUCCAGUUUCGCAUAUAUGAUAUUUAUGUCUUCGCGCUAUUCACGUCAGGCACGUUGUAGGACUCCUACUCCGGAAACCGCGCCAGGACCCCGAGGAUGUCCAUGCUCGCCGAACCCCGCAGAAAACAAAAGUGGUCGGUGGACCCUCGGAACAGUGCUUGGAGCAAUGAUGACUCCAAGUUCGGACAGAAGAUGCUGGAACGCAUGGGCUGGUCCAAAGGGAAGGGCCUGGGCAGAAGCGAGCAAGGAGAUGUCAACCCUAUCAAAGUCAAAGUGAAAAACGAUAGUUAUGGUCUCGGGACUAAUGGAAGCUAUGAGGAUAACUGGAUCGCACACCAGGAUGAUUUCAACGACCUCCUCGCUCAGCUCAAUGACUGCCACGGUCAAAACGGCAACACUGAAACCAAACCAGAGGAACAGAAAAGCUUCAGCCUGGAAGAAAAAUCCAAGACAUCCAAAAAGCGAGUCCAUUACAUGAAAUUUGCAAAAGGAAAGGACCUCUCCUCCCGAAGCGCAACGGACCUCAACUGUAUCUUCGGCAAGAGAGCAAAAGCUACCGUUCCAGAUUCGGAGCAGGAAAGCAGCACAGAUUCCCACGGCAAUGCGCCCGAGACGCCGACCCCCACAACGGACGAGGCCGCCACCAAGACGGUGACCAGCGCCCUCACCAUGCAGGAGUACUUUGCGCAAAGGAUGGCCCAGCUGAAGACGGCCCGCGGUCAGCCUGAAGAACCCAAAAAGAAGAAAAAGAAGAAGAAAUCAGAAGCAGAUGUAGAAGAAGCAGGUGAGUCUUCAAAAAAGAAGAAACGAGAAAUUGAGGACGCCAUGACUGGAAAUGACUGCGAGGAAAAUGAACCUCAAACGAAGAAGAAGAAGAAGCGAAAAAACAAAAUGGAGGUUGAAACCGAAACACUACUUGAAAAGAAAACCGGCGAGGAGGAGGAGUUGGAGCUUGUGGUGCCUAAGAAAUCCAAAAAACACAAGAAAAAGAAGGAACAGUGAUCACAAUUCAGCGCCAUUCAUUCAAAUUGGAUCGGACGUCUAUCACCGUCAAUGGCCGCCGAUGAACUAAUAACUGAUGAAUUUUAGACCUACUGGUUAAACCGCUUAAAAUAUUCUGGGAAUGAGUCACAGUUGAGGGUGUUGCCUCAACACCAUGCGUUUUUUUUGUAAUUAGCCCUGACUGAUUUUUGACUUUUUAACAAAAUUACAUUAAUUAAAAAUAAUUGAGCAACUUUUAAAGCAA